GAAGGGCCAAAAAUAACACUUAACGAAUCUCGUAUUGGACACUCAAGUUUUUAGUAGACCAAAUUGAUACAAAUUCAACGUUAUUCGGUGCAUUUUAACCAUGCACUAACAUUUCCGUUAAACAUGUCUGUUAAACAUCAUGGGAUAAGGUUAUACUUUCUACAAAUUAUUAAUGGAAAAGGAAAAGUUUGGAUUCCUUGUCACACACUAUCCAAAGUGCUCCUAUGAUCCACCCAAGUCCCAACCAGAACCUUCUUUGUUUUUCUUUCCUCCUCUACAGUCCACACUACUAUUCUUCUUUCCAUGUCACUAGGUCGGCUGCUUAUCACCUGGACUCUUCUUUGCUUCUCCUGUCCACCAUUGCUGAAGUCAGACUACGCUUUGAAUUCCUCCGCCUAUCUAUACCAUUCUCCUCGCGUAGAGAGCUGUAGUACUUCUUGGUAAGUGGGAAAUCGGACUGUAUGUUCACUUCCAUCACCUGGGCUAGACCAACAGCAGAUUGCAGAAGUCGAUCCGAGCACCAAGUUCUAUCAUAGACAAUUGACCAGCACCGAAAUCAGUGAAAUCACCCACCCUUAUCUCUAUACGACUAUACCCAACCUGAGGCAACGACCCGGAUGACGUAAUCUUAUGUAACCCUAAGGAAGAAGCUAAAAUUGGUGAAGUUGGUAGAUUGGAGAAGAAUGAAACAAAGCUUCUUUCACCUCUCCAAACUCUGAUUUCUUAAGUUGAAGAUCCUAAUUCCUCCCUUACUCUUGUACUUGAAUGAGCCAAUUAGGAAUUCUGGGCGUGAAAUCUUUGCCAUCGGCGAGCUUCUUCUAAUCUUUGAAGCUACUCAAGCUAGCAUCUGGAUUGGAAGCCCGAGACAAAUUCCUGGGAGAGUCGUUGCCCUUGGAUGUGAUACCAGACUUCGCCGUUUUCUUAUCGCGAAAGACAGAGCGCAAGCUAUUGGUGGAUCCAUCUGUGCUGCAAGUAUCAUGUUUUCCGGAAGAGGAGAUUCGGCCUUUGAACACCAUCCUCAAAUGGUGGGUCUGCUAUGCUUUUAAAACACAGGCUCAAAUAUCUUCUUUUUACAGAGUUCUGAGCGUGGAGAAGAUGAAAGUGGCGUCUUUGUUUGAGGCAAACGUCGUUUAAAGGAAACGUUACUUGGGUGGCUGAAAAGCACCGAAUAGGUUUAACUUGUGUUAAUUUGGUCUCUUAAAAACCAAAGCAUCCAAUCCGAGAUUAAUUAAAAAUCUCAAUGUCAUUUUUUGCCCUUCACCCUAAGACUAAUAUCUAUUAAAUCAAACCACUUUAGACCCGACCAGAACAAACAUACAUAGUUACACGAAGAAUAGACAUUUCAAUACAUAGUUACAAUCUCAGUCCAAGUAAAAACAUUCUCAAAAACCAUUGAAACAAACCAAUAGAAAUUUCCAUCAAACUAAAAACAUCCUAAAUAUGUUUUUCCUCAAAUAUGACUUACUUAAGUCUAUAAAGACAAUAAAACAAAAAUAAAAACUUAACAAAACAAAUUGACUUAUUUGAGAAGAAAAUAAUUUAGUCGUACAUAAAAAACCCCAUAUACACUUUUUCUUACUCAAAUGCGAGUGAAGCUCAAUGUGAGCUUUUAAAGGGACAAUGCCACCGGACUCAACUAUACAUCUUUCAUUCUUUCACCAUCACAUUUCAUAUUUUGGCAAUGAUUCCAGACAAAAAAAGGUCUCAUGAUUUCGCUAAUCUCUACACAGUACAUAAGUAUUGAAACGCAUAUCGAGGGGAACACGACGUGAACCCAUCACCACCGACAAAUUGUUAUGAAGCCAUUUUCUACUGUCUUUUACAGGAGAGCUCGGCAAAACAUUUCAUUCUUGAUAACCUAGAAAGUUACAGCUUUUGCUAAAGGUAGAUUUUUAACUUUAUAGCAUAGAGAGUAAUUUUAAGAAGUAACAGAAAAAGGAAAUAACCAGGCACCGAAAUUCUUCAAUUUUCUGCCAUUGACGGCCUUGACGAAGACGAAGACGAUUCAGAUUUGGGGCAGAAUCUAUAUUCCUUCUCUUCAAGUUUUCCUACCCCAAAAUGCCCCAAAUGUUCCAACGAAUUUACCAUAUUGUCCCUGCAGAGGAAUCUUUCACUGCUCAUUUUCUCGACCUCUCUGUAGAUCUCGUGAACAAACACCUGUGUCUUGGCGGCGCCGCCUCGCUUGCUCCUGGCCAGUACGCCGGCGGUGAAUAUCGCCGACAUUCUCCCCGGCGAAGACGGCAGAUACCCACGCGGCCCAUCCACCAGGAUAAUGUCCCAAGCGACGUCGUAUAUGUGGUUCGGGAGAUCAUUGAUGGCCAAUUUGCAGUCGGAGAAGAGCAGAUUCUGUACGGCCCGGCAAUCCUUCUUCGCCUCUUCCUCCGCGUGCUUCAACAGAUUCUGAAAUUCGCUGACUUUGGUGGUGAACUGGACAUCGUACGCCUCGAUUCCGGGGUGUUUCUCCUCGAAUUUCGACACCAUGUACGCGCUCUCGUCGACGAUCACCGUCCGGCCGCCGGGGUUCAGCGAAUGCCACAGAAUUGUCUCGUGGGUCAACCCGAAAAUCAGAAAAUUGCAGGAAUUUCCGCACCGCCGGAGAGCCGCCGCGACGGCGCCCACCUCCGCGGGCGACAUUCGGGAAGCCACCGACGUGGUAUUCAUGGUGGCGUAGUGCAGAAGCGCGUCGAUCACCGGUUGGGGUAACUGAGACCUCGAUGCCGCCGACGAGUCGGUGCCGGCUCCGGGAACGGCAUCUUUGCCGGAAAACAGAGUGAGGGCAAAGGCGAAACCGAAGAAUGCGACGAAAACGAGAACAAGGAUGCGGUGAGAAGCGGAAGGCAGAACAGAGACGCCCUGUUUUUGAAGUGAUGGGUGGAGAACGAUGAGCUUUGUGCCGGUCUUCAUCGCCCGAUUAGGAGAUGGAUCCGAAAUGAAUCGGGUCGCAGUAUUUUUGCUCAGAUUUCGAUCUGUGAAUCUGUCUCCUUCCUUUUUUCUCGCGUUUAAAAUUUAAACAGAAAUAAGCAACGGCUGAUCGGGAGAGAUGAAUGGGAGAAUAUGGAAAGGCAGAUGAAAUGGUAGAUAAGGUCCC
This is a messenger RNA of Cuscuta epithymum, 3088 nucleotides long. The record is from the annotation of a GenBank genome assembly. Lineage: Eukaryota; Viridiplantae; Streptophyta; Magnoliopsida; Solanales; Convolvulaceae.